CGCAGAUAGUGAGGGAGAAUUUCAGCAGCAAUGGGAAAGAAAUCCAAGUCAAAGGCCAAAGAAGAGGCCGCAGCCAGCAAUGCGGCCUCAGGAGAAACAACGAACAACACGGGUUUUUCGCUCUUGUUUGGAACUAAGGAUGCGACCGCCGUUGAUCCCGCGCUGGCGUCGUUGUUUGCAAACAGCGCCGGCCCUGUGAAAUCUCCGGAAAUCGUAAAGUCCAGACAGCAAUUGUCCACUCACAGACGCGACGAACCCGCCGAAGAGCAUGGCAGUGACGGAGAGGCAGAGCUUGCUGACGGCGAUGAAGAAAUGCCGGAUGCAGGCGCUGAAAGAGUCGACGACGACGAAGACGACGAAGAAGAAGAAGAAGAAGAAGAAGUAAAAGAAAAGGAUGCAAAACCAGAUAGAGCCGAAAAGUCCCAGAAGCGAAAGAGGCAUGAAGCAGAGGACGAUCUGGAAGAAUCAUACAUGAGGAAAAUAGCCAAGGAGGAAGAAAAGGACCGGAAAAAACGAGCUGCAGCAAAGAACGAGAAGAGACAGAGAACGGACGAAAGUCCUGCUGUCGACUCUGAAGCCGGAAGCUCUGGUCCAGACGAGCAAAAAGAUGAUGAAGAAAGUGAAUCCGAUCAAGAAGACAAAGGCCCACCGCCUGUCCAUGAAUCCCUCGCCAACACCGCAGAGGCAGCCGCCUUAGAGAAAUCCAACCGGACAGUAUUCCUCGGCAACGUGUCGAGCGAAGCUAUAAAAUCCAAAUCUUCCAAAAAGGCUCUCCUCGCCCACCUCUCGUCCUUCUUCCCCUCGCUUCCCGAGUCCUCUACACCACACAAAAUCGAGUCGAUCCGCUUCCGCUCCACCGCAUUUGCGACGGCAGCGGUUCCGAAGCGAGCAGCCUUUGCCAAGAAGGAUCUCAUGGACUCUACAACCCGCAGCACAAACGCCUACGUCGUCUACACCACGGCCGCAGCCGCAAGAAAAGCUCUCAGUCUCAACGGGACAACCGUCCUCGACCGCCAUCUUCGUGUCGACAGCAUCGCCCACCCGGCACCGAUUGAUCAUAAACGCUGCGUCUUCGUGGGAAACCUGGGUUUCGUAGACGAAGAAGCAGCCGCCUCGACCGACGAUCAGGAGAAGAAAAGAAAGAAAUCCGCAACCCCUUCGGACGUCGAAGAGGGUCUCUGGCGUACCUUCAACGAGAACGCCGGGCGCGUCGAGUCCGUCCGGGUCGUCCGCGACCCAUCCACGCGCGUCGGCAAGGGGUUCGCGUACGUCCAGUUCCACGACCAGAACGGCGUGGAGGCAGCAUUACUUCUCGACGGGAAAAAAUUCCCCCCGAUGCUCCCGCGCAAACUCCGCGUCGUGCGUGCGAAACGGACGGCAAAGAAGCGAAACGACUCCACGAGCACCAAUCCGAACAGGAUGGGCCUCGGGAGACCCGAUCCGAGCUUGAAAGGUCGCGCGGCGAAGCUUCUCGGCCGUGCGGGUGCGGCGCAGCUGCGUGCGUCGGCCAAGGCGGAGAAAAACAAGAAGGGAUCAGAGUCGACAGCGCCGUUUGUUUUCGAAGGCUACCGAGCGACGGAGGGUAAAAAUGGGAGUCUUCCAGAGUUUAAAGUGAAGACGAAAAGCAGAGGAAGGCCAAAGACGAGAAGCGCGAGACGAGCAAAGGCAUUCAGGGACGCGAAAAGGAAGGGUGGGAAGUAG
Coccidioides immitis RS is the source of this 1701-nucleotide messenger RNA. RefSeq names its product nucleolar protein 12. The transcript has 2 exons. The record is from RefSeq and is a predicted model, not a curated record. The coding region runs from base 31 to 1701 and encodes 556 amino acids. NCBI's taxonomy places the organism in Eukaryota, Fungi, Ascomycota, Eurotiomycetes, Onygenales, Onygenaceae. Gene Ontology annotation, molecular function: RNA binding.